AUGAAUCAACAUUAUGCCUACUCCGAAAACUCGGCAACGCAGCAAGGGAGCUCAGUGAUGAAACAUCAAACCGGGUUAGCCAUGGAUUGGACCAAUGAAGAACAAACAAUUCUUGAGAAUUUAUUUGCUGCUACAUGUUCGUUAAACGACUCUGUUUCACGUUACGCGAGAAUCUCCCAAGAGCUUCCUAACAAAACCAUAAGAGACGUAGCUAUGUGUUGCAGAUGGAUCGUGAAUGGAUUAGGAAGCGACCAAGCUGAGAAUCCAAACUUUGAUGAUCUUCCUCAAGAUGCGGACACCAAUAAGCUUUUUAAAGAAAACGAGCAGUUGUUUGAACAGAUUUCUGCAAAUCUCAUGUUCUCAUCAAAGCUCAAAGAUAAUCUUCCGCUCUUGCAGAGAUGCCGCAAAAACAUCAUGAAACUCAUCAACAAGUCUAACGAGAAUGUGCCGGAGCAGAUGAAGCUUAUGCCACCGCUGCCAGAGACAUUGAAUGAUGAUCUAUAUGAUUUAAUCAUGACGGCCUAA
Eutrema salsugineum is the source of this 525-nucleotide messenger RNA. RefSeq lists its product as uncharacterized. Bases 1 to 525 code for a protein of 174 amino acids. NCBI's taxonomy places the organism in Eukaryota, Viridiplantae, Streptophyta, Magnoliopsida, Brassicales, Brassicaceae. The transcript has a single exon. The record is from RefSeq and is a predicted model, not a curated record.